AUGAAGGAUAGGAAUAAUGCUUCUGCUGGGGCAGAGGUGAAGCCAGGAAUGUCACCAUCAAGAUUUGUGAAGGUUUUCAUGCAUGGGGAACCCUUUGGGAGGAAGAUCAAUUUGGCUGUCCAUAACAACUAUGACUCUUUGUCCUUCACCUUAAAAAGAUUGGCCAACAACUAUUCGAUGUCACCAUUAAUUGAACCUGAAGGCUUGGUGAACAACGAAGAAGAGGAUGCCAUAGAGGACAGUGAUUUUGAUCUCCUGUACGAUGACAUGGAUGGUGUUCGUUCCUUCCUUGGUGAAGUCCCAUGGGAGGUUUUCACCGUUACCGUCAAAAGGAUCUACAUCGUUCCUGCAGAACAAGAGAAUGAAAAUGACGGUUACCAGGAGGAGGAAGAUGACAACGCUGCUGCUGCUGCUGACGAAGAUGGAGAUGGAGAUGGAGAUAUAGAUGGAGAUGGAGCUGCUGCUGAUGAUAUUGGAGAUGCUGCUGCAGUUGACGAUGGGGAAGAAGACCAUGGAUACACAAGCAACGAUGAAUGA
Oryza brachyantha (malo sina) is the source of this 537-nucleotide messenger RNA. RefSeq names its product putative auxin-responsive protein IAA29. Gene Ontology annotation, biological process: regulation of DNA-templated transcription. Gene Ontology annotation, cellular component: nucleus. Bases 1 to 537 code for a protein of 178 amino acids. The transcript is spliced from 4 exons. The record is from RefSeq and is a predicted model, not a curated record. Lineage: Eukaryota; Viridiplantae; Streptophyta; Magnoliopsida; Poales; Poaceae. Gene Ontology annotation, molecular function: protein binding.